CUUGAGGGCGAUCUUGUUGUUGAACUGAUAUUGCUUCAAUAGUGGUUUCAUACAGCAUUUUUACAUCCCAUAAUGAUAAUCGCAGAAAUGAAUUUGAUAAUAAAGAGCUAUGUCAAAUGCUGCGUGAUGGCUGAAUGAUUUAUACUCGAAUAUCAAUGGAUCGGACGAAUUGAUAAGAAAGAAUUUAGUGGCCAAUCUAUAAAAGCCACUCUCUUUAUACUGUCUUAAUUUAGAACAUGUUUCUUUAUAGUCUUAUUAUUAGAUUCAGACAUUUUUAUUCCUUUGCGAUUUCAAGAUGAAGGCGAACAUUUCAAACUGUUUAUGUGGCUUGAAUAUUGCUUCAAAGCUCUUGCGAUCCCAAAUGAAAUUUUCAAACAAAUGGAAUGGGAGUGUACGCACUGGAGUGUUGAAUAUGGCCAUAUUGUCCUCAUCAGCCAAGGAAAUAUCUCCGCAAACAGUGAAAAGUAUCGAGAAUUAUUUCAAGCAAAAGGAUAUAAAAUUUCAACAUGGUCAUACAACAAUCAUGGCAAAGUGUCCAUUUUGUGCUAACAAAUCCAGUAAUGUUUCCAAGAUGUCAGCGCAUCCGGAUCAGGGAGCAUUCAGUUUGUUUGUGAACAAAAUGACUGGAAGUCACAUUUGCAACAGUUGUGGCACCUCAGGAACCUGGCAACAACUAAAGACUUGGGUGUCUGAAGAGAAUAUUACAAGCAAACCAAGUGAGUUAACUUCAAGCAAUGAUGAAGGAGAACAAGAGAAAGUUUUAAAUCUUUGGGAAAAGACAAAACCUUUUGGUGAAUGUAAAGAAUCAUUGAGAAGAUACAUUGUAAAAAAGGUUGAAAUUCAGCCUUUGUCUUCUGCAACCUUGAAGUUCUACAGAGUGCAUACAAUUCUACACAAGUUUUCAGCUCCUGAUGGGUCACAGAAACAACAGCUAUGCCUUGCAUUUCCUUGGUACAACUUCGAACGAGAAAAAUUAUGUGGAAUUAAACUCCACAAAGCGAAGAUGAAACUACAGGAAGAAGGUGUUGGAGCCCUGGAACCAAGACAUGGUCUUCCAAGUAUGUUUGGUUGGCAUACGGUGCCUUCGCAUGUCAAAGAGAUUGUUCUCACGGCGGACGAGUUCGACGCAAUGGCUAUUUAUCAAGCUACGUCGUUUCCAGCCAUUUCACUUCCUUUGGGACUCUCGUCUCUCCCGCCGGAGGUUCUGCCUCAUCUUGAACAGUUUGAGAAAAUCAUUUUGUGGUUCCGCAAUGACGUCAGAUCUCGGCAAGCAGCCAAUAAAUUCGCAAGAAAACUCAAUAUUCAAAGAUGUCAUUUCGUCAGAAUGGAAACCAGUGGGCCAGCAAGUGCUUUAGAUGCUCUAAGAAGAGGUUGUGACCUCAAAUCGAUGCUUUCGGGUGCUCAGGCUGCAAGUCAUAAACAAAUAGUCACGUUUCAGCAGCUUCGUGACGAAGUAUAUAAUGAAUUGUGUAAUGUUGAUCAGGUCGCAGGAAUCAAGUGGACUAGAUUUCAGAAGUUGUCUGAGAUAUUGAAAGGUCAUCGUCGUGGUGAACUGACCGUGUUCACUGGGGGAACUGGUACUGGAAAAACUACCUUAUUGAGUGAAUUAUCCGUGGAUCUUUGCGCCCAGGGGGUCAACACAUUGUGGGGCAGUUUUGAAGUUCGUAACGUAAGAUUGGCAAAAACAAUGCUCAAUCAAUUUUCCGGUUUGAAUCUGGAAAAGAAUCUUCCUCAAUACAACUAUUGGGCUGAGAAGUUCGAGAUGUUACCCAUGUAUUUCAUGAGCUUUUAUGGCGCACAAAAUUUACAAGAUGUAUUGGAGACAAUGUCCCACGCGGCGUAUGUUUAUGACAUUGAGCAUGUUAUUGUCGAUAAUCUUCAAUUCAUGAUCUCGAACUCAUACAGUCCUGAUCGUUUUCAUGCCCAAAAUGUAGCGAUUGGUGAAUUUCGAAAGUUUGCAACAUCGAAGAAUGUCCAUGUGACUAUCGUAAUCCACCCACGUAAGGAAAGUGAUGACGCUGAGCUGCAAACAGCAUCUAUAUUUGGUUCAGCUAAAGCAAGCCAGGAAGCAGAUAAUGUUAUUAUUUUACAGGACAAGAAAGGAAAGAAUGCAGGCAAAUAUUUGCAGGUUACUAAGAACCGUUUUGAUGGUACACUUGGUAAAGUUUACCUGGAUUUUAAUCGUGACUCACUCAGUAUGUCUUCUUACCAAACAACUUCAGCAAGUGCAUCUUCAAAGAAAGAAAACAAGUUGGUACGAACUGUGAAACCACCUAAAACGGGUUUUGGCCCAAAACGAAUCACUAAAUCUGAGCCUGCAAGUGAAGAAAGGAUUGCAACUGAUGACCGUGCAACUAAAUUAGGAAAUCGAGAAAAAGCAAAUUUAAAAGGUAAAAAUAUAGGCAAUGAAUCGUCAACUGUGGAGGCGAGCUCUAUCUUGUCCGACAAUAUGAAUAAGGUACAUUCAAUUAAAGCACCUGGCCUUUCAGCGAAUUUGAAUAUAAAUAGUGAACCAGAGGCGAAACCUAGAAGUCAGAAUUACAAAGAUAAGAACAUGUCCAAUACUCCUCCAUCAGCUGUGGCUUCAAGCAGACCAUCAGCGGGAAGCUAUGAUAUGAAGGAGUCUAAUACUUCAUUUAAACCGUCCACUCAAGCAGUAAAGUUAAAGAAAGAUGAUCAGUCCAAAGGAACUGCCUUAAGUACCAAAGCGACGCGUUUCAUUGUACAAACGAACAAAAAGUCUUUAUCGAUGGGAAAGAAGAUCUCAGUUAAACAGCUGGAUGUGAAUAAAGUGUACUUACAAUAAGCAAAUACACCCUUGAAAAUGCUUGCUUUUUAUCGAAAGAGUUUGAGAAACAUAUAAAUUUGGGUUACUAUAUGUAUCAUAGCAGAACAGACUUUGACAAGUUGUUGCAACUUUACAACCAGAUGAUCUCGCUCUCAUAUUUAAGCCAAUCGUGCAGCGCUUAAAAUAUCCUGUCCUGUCGGAAUACUCUUUAUAAAUUAUGAAAUAACAUAUAAAUAACGCUUGUUCUGGAUCAGCCCAUCCAUGCAAACACGGAAACCUUUAAGUGAUUAUGUUUAUUACCAUUUUAGUUCACUAUAUUUCUAAAUGAAUGCAAAUAUUGAGUUUAUUUUCAAAGAAAUUCAAAACAUGCGAAAAUUUCUCAUUGGAGUCCCCCAAUGUUUUGAGCAGAGCCGAUACGCGCUCUAAGCUCUCCUUUAUCGAUGGUAUGAAUUUUUUUUAUUCUGUAUGAAACUAUUCCAAUUUUAUAAGUAGCAUUUAUGCAUUUCCAUUUUGUAAAUCACUCAUUCAAAGGCAUGCAUAACUUUGUAAAGCAUGAAAAGAAGCAUGCUUACAUACUAGUAUUAGAGCAGGAACUCCAAAGUUCUCACGUAUUUUACGGCAUGCAAAAUCUUUGAUCUUGGGGUAAUGACGUUAAUGUCGGCGGAAACGACGCUACUGAUCGAUAUUUUUCUGUUUUGGGGCCAAUACAUUGACAUCCGAUACAAAAAUAUAAAUUUUUAUCGCAAUAGAAGCUAUGAUAAUAGAAGCCAUUCCUGGAAGCUAUUCUCGAACCAUCGAACAAAAAUUUAUUGAGUUAACUACGAUUAUAAUACGCUAACUAAGCAAAAUAUAUACUGCAGUUGAGAAUUUUGUUUAGCACUUAGCACUUAACCCUCAAGCGGUUAAGUCGGUUCUCCAAUAGGCGGAAUUCUUCGACCGAACGAAAUUUUCCGCUCGAUUUUCUUUUCAAUUGUCAGAAUUCGACCGUAGCGGAUUCCCG
Messenger RNA from Dendronephthya gigantea, 3788 nucleotides. Its product is annotated as twinkle protein, mitochondrial-like. Lineage: Eukaryota; Metazoa; Cnidaria; Anthozoa; Malacalcyonacea; Nephtheidae. Gene Ontology annotation, biological process: mitochondrial DNA replication. Gene Ontology annotation, cellular component: mitochondrion. The transcript is spliced from 16 exons. Bases 296 to 2806 code for a protein of 836 amino acids. The record is from RefSeq and is a predicted model, not a curated record. Gene Ontology annotation, molecular function: ATP binding; 5'-3' DNA helicase activity; single-stranded DNA binding.